CCUAACUGUCGAGGCGAAGUGCGCCAUUUUGGCUCAAACAAAGUCAGAAACAUUAUAUCUUCGAUAAAGUAUUUUAAAUUGUAUCCAUAAAAUACGAUGUACAAGUAUUCAGGACGCCGCUCUGGUUUCCACGAGAUAACACUUAAUGCUAAUGUAGCUUUUUUUACACUGCGUAUGUGACGUUAGUUAGCUAAAAGUAACGUUAAUGAUCAAAAACCCGAGCUGAGCUGCAUUGCCAGCCAAGCUAUCCUGACUUUUGCUGAAUUUACCUUUGCUGCUUGUUUUAACCUCCGCGAUGGGUGGCUGCUCCGCCCCAAACUGCUCCAAUUCAACCAGCAUAGGGAAACAGCUGUUUAGAUUCCCCAAAGACCCUGUCCGCAAGAAGAAAUGGGUGGUGAACUGUCGACGUGACUUUGAGCCAACUCCUCACUCCAGACUCUGUCAGGACCAUUUUCAGCAGAGCCAGUUUGAGGAGAUAGCGAGGUCCCCAGCUGGGGGAAAGAAGCUGAAGCCCAAUGCCAUUCCCACUCUGUUCACUAUUGGAGAUGCUCCUUACCCAGCAGUCACUAUUCCAUACAUCCUGCUGCCCAUGAAACCCGAACCAGUGGAGAAGGAGCUGAACUUCGGGGACCAUGGCUAUGCCAGACGCACCCCUCUGCCCGGCCUGGAGGAGGAGGAUGCAGACAGGACUGCAGAGGACCAGCAGCCCUGCACACAGUGUCACCUCCUGAAGAAACAGUUGGAGCAGGAGAUGCAGCACACUGCGAGGCUACAGAUGGAGGCAGAGGAGAUGAAGAAGCGCCUGUUCCGGCACGACCGGAUCGAGAAGGGUCUCCAGAACUUUCUGUACGAGGACCAGAUUCGCGCCCUGACCCUCACCAAGCGCUCCCGGCGCGCCGUCUGGUCUCCGGAGACCAUCCUGAAGGCCCGAAAGAUCCGCUGCGAAGUUGGCACAAAAGGCUACGAGUACUUGAGGGAUCUGGGAUACCCGUUGCCCUCCUACAGGACUCUAUGUAACCGCCUGGAGACUAAGAUCAUGGUGACGACUGACAUGAGCUGUGAAGAGCUGGCGGAGCUGAGCCUGGGCCUCAUGGCCACCUGUAACAGUCCCACCGACGGGGUUGGGGACAACGAUGAGGAGGAACUCAUAGGUGUGUUGUCCUGAUCGGGGCAGUUUGCACGACUUGCUGACUCUAAAACAAGAGCACAAUGAGCAGAAUGCACCACUUUAGACAUGGCUUUGCUCGACUCAUGCAAGAUGCCCGGGGCUGGCAGUCAGCCGAGCGUCGUGAUCGUGCUGUUUGUUGCCAUGAUGAAGAUGCUGAGCUACCGUGUGUGAGGAGACGUAGUCUGUGACUAACAACACCACCAACGGAGUGUGUGGAACGAGGAGACGUAUUUUGCUCAAAGCUCGUUGACUUUGUUGCAUGUGUUUAUAGCUAAUUUAACGUGUUUAAACUGAAUGUGUUUACAUGCACGAUAAAACCCUGGUAGCAUUCAGGAUAGUCCAAUGUACUGAGAGCAAAUAAACUCAUGUCCUGGGUCAGGUGGCUCGAGUAUUCCCAUACUAUGAGGACUAUGGCAUGUAUAAACUGUUUCCUGUACAUUAAGCUUUAUUUUUAUUUUUUGCCCAAAGUAUUUAUCUUUUAAUGGUGUGUGUAAAGCAGUAGCACACAACCGGGUUAGUGUCUAGGAAGAUGUUUGCAUUUUAAACAUUAAUCGGUGGUUUUAAACUACGCUGUUUUAUUAAACCUCUCAUUCAAAUGCUGGCAGGAACAUUAGGGUUGAUAUCCUAAAUGCAUGCAUCCUAUUUUAAUCACAUUUGCAAAACUGAAACCGUACCUGCUUUUCGGUAAAUAAUCAAAUCAUUUAUUGUGGAGCCCAUAAAGAGUCAACAAGGAAAUAAAAGUAAACCCUCCGUUGGUAAAUAACUGCCGCUAGUGCAAUUCUACGCUACAUAGGUUGUAACUCUCUGGGUUGCAGUGCAUUCGUAGUGACCACAAAGAGUAUCGGAAAGAGCUCAGGCUGGUCACAUGACGUUCAAUAUCCAAAACAACACUGGCACUGUGAGAAAAAUAAAGAGAUUGUAAAAGAAUAAGCUGUGUUUUUCAUUGCAUGUGAGUGUGAGAGAGAUGUACUAAAUAGUGCAGGUAGGUCUGCACUGUAUAUCAGGUAGCUCGCAGUAACAAACAAACAGCAUGGUUGCCAUCACUAUGCUGGUUACAUCACAGCUGUCAUGAGCUCGACUGAAUGCUCUACUAGUGGAAACAACCCGAACCACAAGUCUCCUGAAAUUCCACUGAAGUAACUAAAUACCUACAAUGACCAUGAGAGGUGGAGCUUCUGUCAGUUAU
This is a messenger RNA of Anarrhichthys ocellatus (wolf-eel), 2354 nucleotides long. RefSeq names its product THAP domain-containing protein 1 B. The record is from RefSeq and is a predicted model, not a curated record. Gene Ontology annotation, cellular component: nucleus. Gene Ontology annotation, molecular function: RNA polymerase II cis-regulatory region sequence-specific DNA binding; DNA-binding transcription factor activity. Gene Ontology annotation, biological process: regulation of transcription by RNA polymerase II. The coding region runs from base 296 to 1165 and encodes 289 amino acids. The transcript is spliced from 4 exons. Lineage: Eukaryota; Metazoa; Chordata; Actinopteri; Perciformes; Anarhichadidae.